Sorghum bicolor (sorghum) is the source of this 3134-nucleotide messenger RNA. RefSeq lists its product as uncharacterized. The record is from RefSeq and is a predicted model, not a curated record. The transcript is spliced from 8 exons. Gene Ontology annotation, molecular function: nucleic acid binding; RNA-DNA hybrid ribonuclease activity. Gene Ontology annotation, biological process: microtubule-based process. Gene Ontology annotation, cellular component: cytoplasm; nucleus. NCBI's taxonomy places the organism in Eukaryota, Viridiplantae, Streptophyta, Magnoliopsida, Poales, Poaceae. The coding region runs from base 41 to 2785 and encodes 914 amino acids.
CCCGCAAACCCCAUCUAAACCCCCUGCUCACCCCGCCGCGAUGGGCAACUCCAUGGCGGCUCCACCACCCCCCGCUCCUGCUCCUGAUUCUGGCGCUGUGGCGGAGAAGACGACGGAGCCUGAUCAGGAAGCGCGAGUCGUUCGUGGUGGCGCCUGUCCGUCGUCGCCCGGCCUAGUCAUGGAGGAGUUCGUGAUGGGCGACCACGCGCGGCUCGUGGCCUCCAUGCGGCUCGCCAUGGAGCUGGCCGCGUCGUCCAGACUCUUCGCCAAGCUCUCCGACCUCUUCGCGUCCGAUGCCGCGUUCCGCGACGCACUGGCGCGCGUCCGCGGCGGGCCCGGCGGCGAGCGGCUCCGCGUCGUGGCCUACGGGCUCGGCGGCGCGCAGUACAGCUGGGCGCCACGGUUCCGCCUCGCCGUGCUACUCCUCCUUCGCGUCGCGUUCCCUGACGCGAUCGGCGACGUCGAGGUGGUGUGCCCGACCGCGGCCCCCGUGGAGCGCCGAGCCAUGGAGGAGUUGGGCUGCGUCGUUACCGCGUCGGUCCAGCAGUGCCGGCCAGUUCGCGAGCCGACGCUCAUCUUCAUGCCAUACGCGGACCACGUCUUCUUCAAAAACCUGCUCACCUUGAACUGGAGCACGGAUCAGCUCGGCAAGAUCGUCUUGCUCGGGCACAGCUUUGGCACCAUGGUCAAGAUGCUUGAGCUCAGCAUGUCCAAGCAGGAGAAGUUUGGUGUCACCGAGCAGAGGGAGAAAGUGAGGAGGGUGAUGGCAAUUCGGGAGUAUGUGCGUGAGAUUGAGCUAUGCUCAGAAAUCGAUGGUUUGCUCGAUAGUCCUCUCUGGGGAGAUGAUGGUCCUGAUGAUGAACAAGCCUGUAACGAAUCAUUUCUUUCAGAAAAAGAUUGUGACGAUUCACAGGAGGAGUGCAGAUGCAUGCACUGCAUUGCUAAUAUAGAUAGGCAUGCCAUGAUUAGUGCUCUUCCCAGCUCCUUUUCAGUUCAUGUAUUCCACUUCGAUCCUGAAAUUGACAUGGACCAUCUUGUGCCAGUGAGUUGUCCUAAGAGGGUUUGGAGCACAGUGAACGUCCAGAUGAACUAUGAUGCUCAGUUAGCAGGAUGGUAUUUAAAUCCUAAUGAUGCAUACAUUGAGGAUAAAGACUUAAAGGAAGCGGUGAGCAUAGUUAAAGAAAUGCGUGAAACUAUGCUGGAUGUUAGGAGUUCUUCACUGUACACAAAGUUCAUUCAUCAGCUUAAGGAAAAUCCGAGUAUUGGAGAACAUAUCACAAGCAUGUUGGGAAGUCAUGAAUGCAUGGAUUUGGUAAUUUAUGGCCUUGGGAGCUUUGAAUUUGACAUGAGGUCUCAGUAUCAGCUUGCUUUCGCUCUUCUUCUAAAGGAAGAUAAGGUAUUUCCAGUUGGCAACAUCGAAAUAUAUGACCCGGCACUCUCGCCAGCUGAUGUCAUGGCUUGCUUCGACUUGGGAGUAAGAGUUCUUCUAGUUAAUGAGCAGUGCCAAAGAAGUGUGGAGAAGCCAACACUUUUCUAUGUUCCAGGUCUGAAAUUCAUAGGGAAUCUUGUGGAAUCAAACUUCUCUCCUAAACAAUUAAAUCAGGUGAUUCUGGUUUCCUAUGGGUUGAAGUACAGUGUGGAAAGUGCUUAUGGUGCAUUUGAAAACUGGAACCGUGGAUGUACCAGUAGGGGUUCCCUAGAUUUGGAAAGGGACAGAUUCCUAUGGGCAACCGUGGAUUACAUUCGUGAAGCCAUUGCUAUGGGAAAAUCCAAUGAGGAAUUAGAUGGUGUUGAUGAGUUGAAGGUGGAGUUUGUUGAAGUGGACGAUGAUGACAUAUACUCAAAAUUGCCAAGGCUGACACUCAAGGAGAAAUUUUACCUCAACUUCAUGUUGGAGGUGGAAUAUAAUUCAUUCCUUUCUUUUGAUCAUGUGGCUUCCCUCCGUAUGCAACGGGAAGAGCGAAUAUCACGCCCAUUCAGAGAAGAUCCAUGUGAUUGCAGGGAUGAUGAUACUCCAUUCUGGGGACCUGUUUUCCGUCACCGUCUCCCAGCAAUGAAACGGACUACAUGGUCGCCUCCUCCCAAGGGUUGGAUCAAGCUCAACUUCCAUGGAAUUGGCUCUUCCAAGGGCCGUCCCGCCUGCAUUGGUGGUAUAUUCCACAAUGACAAAGGUGAGGUGCUCUCGUACUAUGCUGGUCCAGUAGGAGACGUGGACCAGGUUGUGGCCAGUGCCAUGGCACUUGAGAUGGGGCUACAAAAAAUGAUUGACCUCCAUGAACCAGUAUUCAAGCUGAUCAUUGAGGGGGACAACCUUAUGGUGAUACGCUGGUGCAACAGAAUCGCUCGCCCACCUGAAAGAGCUUUUGAUUCAUUUUCACAAAGCUAUUGGUACAUGGAUUUGAGACCCACCGAGGCACCUGCUCCUGACGAGGUACCUGAGGAGUGCAAGUGCGACAAGGGUGAGGAUGAUGGUUCAAAGGAUACAGACGAGGAUAAUGGUCCAAAGGAUGAUGACGAGGAGGAUGUUGGUGCAUCUUCAGAGUUUGACAUCCCUCCUGGAUGGGCUCAGAGAGAGUACAUAGCUUGGCAUGUUGAACAGCCGGCCAAUCAGGUCACGAUUGGUCUGGCACGUGUUGGAGCUUCCCUACCUGGCAUCUUUCUACACCAAUCAAGCAUGUGUGACUGUGGACAUGGAAUGGACAUGAAGAAUGACAAGCCAGACGUCACAUGGUUCCUUCAUGGCUUUGCUACGGGUGAUGACAGAAUUGAAGGACUGAAAAUUUGAGGCUGAGAAUUCUUUAACCACUUCAUGAGGAGCCUGCUGCUGACUUCUGUUUCCUUUUGCUAAUGGUUGUGCCUGUUCUGAACAAGUCGGGUCUGUCUGUUCUAAUGAAAUCCUUGAUCUGCAUGAUAAGCCUUCGGCGUCUUCGGUUUCUGGCUUUAUAAAAACCAAAGCCUGUGAAUGAUCCCUGAGAAUAUAAUCGAGUCGUCCUUUGGUUCAUUCGAUAUGUAGUUCAGUAGUUUGCUGUGAUACAUGGUCCUUCUCCUAUUCGUUUGCUUGCUCUGAACAUGUUGCGUCUGUGCUUACAUGUGUGAUUGUGUUGAUGAUUUUUCUGACAUUCAUGGAGUCCAAA